AUGAAUUCAAGGGGAUCUUCGUCUAAUUUGACAAAUGCUGCUGCUGCCGUUGCUUCGAUAGGCGCCAACUCUUCCUCGAGCGGCACUUCGCAUCAAGUUGGUACUCGACAAGCAACACGAUCGCGCACUCGAACGAGACAAGCACAGCCCAAUAACAACAAUAACGUCAACAAUGCAGCCGGUCCAAGCAGGAAACCUUUGCCAAGGUACAACAGCGAAGAUCAUCCUUUGAGCCCACACAAAUUAGCGGCGAAAGGAUAUCAUCAAUUCCACUGUUUGGGUGUUCCAUUCCACGUCAAGAAGAGAUAUACAUUCAUGCGUGAACUGGGAAUAGGUGCUUACGGAUGCGUUGCUUUGGCGCAUGAUAGCGUGUUGGAUUGCAACGUGGCCAUCAAAAAGGUUACCAGAAUAUUUGAACGUGAAGUUUUGGCAAGACGUGCCUUACGUGAAGUGGCAGUUUUGCGCGAGAUUGGACUUUGCGAUAAUGUGACUGCAUUGUUGGAUUUCGAUACGACAUUUAUGGAAUUCAAUGAGAUCUACCUCGUAUUAGAAGCAAGUGAAGCAGAUCUUUCGCAAAUUAUUCGAUCGGGACAAUCUCUUUCAGAUGCACAUUUGCAAUACUUUGUUGCUCAAAUCCUUCGUGGUGUUCGUUAUAUGCAUGCGGCAAAGAUCAUUCACCGUGAUAUGAAACCGGGCAAUUUGUUGGUAAACGGUGAUUGUCAGUUGAAAUUGUGCGAUUUCGGUUUAGCACGCGCUUUCCGUGAUGAUUCAGGUCCUUUGACCGAGUAUGUGGCAACACGUUGGUAUCGUGCCCCAGAGAUCAUGUUAUGCUUCAAGAAAGGAUACGGACCUUCGAUCGACAUCUGGAGUGUAGGAUGCAUUUUAGCCGAAUUGCUGGGAGGCAAGCCAAUCUUUGCAGGAAAAGAUUACGUCGAUCAAAUUGCAAGAAUCAACAACGUCCUUGGAUCACCACCCAAAUCAACGAUUGAGAAGAUCGGAAGUGAACGUGCAAGAACGUAUGUUGAAUCUUUACCACAUAUGCCAAAGGUGCCAUUUGCUCAAUUGUAUCCUAAAGCAAAUUCACAGGCGAUUGAUCUUUUGGAGAAGAUGCUCUGCUGGGAUCCUGAAGAAAGAAUCUCUGCUGCUGACGCACUUCAUCAUCCAUGGCUCAAAGCAUACCAUCGAUCCAACAAUAACUGGCAACCACCUCGUCCGUUUGAUCGAUUCGACGAAGUGGAAAUGUUGAGCUCGAUUGCUGAUUUCCGUAUCGGAUUGGAACGUGAAUCUGAUGAAAUGCGUGCUGAAUUA
Molecule: messenger RNA, 1308 nt
Organism: Meira miltonrushii
Lineage: Eukaryota; Fungi; Basidiomycota; Exobasidiomycetes; Exobasidiales; Brachybasidiaceae
Product: Pkinase-domain-containing protein
Exons: 2
Biological process (GO): protein phosphorylation; intracellular signal transduction
Cellular component (GO): cytoplasm; nucleus
Molecular function (GO): MAP kinase activity; ATP binding
Source: RefSeq, a predicted model, not a curated record